AUGCCCAUACCCUUCCGUCCCAUAGCCCGCCUCGUCCACCUCCGGCCCCUGUCAACCUCGCCCCGAGACCACAUCCUCCUCCGCUUCGCUGCCCUCGCGAAGGAGCUCUCCGACCAGCCCCCGCCCCCGCCCCCCCCGUCCCGGCCGCGGUCGCCGCACCCGUACGACUACAACCGUCUCAUGUCCGCGCACGCUGCGUCCGGCGAUGGCGAUGGCCUCGGCGCCGGCGCGCACCGCGCCCUCCAACUGCUCGACGAAAUGCGCACCUUCCUAGGGCGCCGCCCCGACGCAGCCUGCUUCACCACGGUCGCCGCAGCGCUGUCUUCCGCGUCCCGACCUGGCGACGCGCUCACCGUGCUCCAAGCCAUGGACGCGGACGGUGUCGCGCCCGACGCCGCCGCGUGUACAGUGCUCGUCGGGGUGUACGCCUGCCGCUUGCGGUGGUUGGACGCGGCCUACGAGGUCGUGCGGUGGAUGGCGGCGAACGGUGUGACCCCGGACGUGGUUACAUACUCGACGCUGAUCUCUGGGCUGUGCAAUGCCAGCCGGGUGGCUGAGGCGCUGGGCGUGCUGGACUUGAUGCUGGAGGAAGGGUGCCAGCCCAAUGCGCACACAUACACGCCCAUCAUCCACGCCUACUGCGUGAGUGGGAGGAUACAUGAGGCCAAGGAGCUCUUGGGAACGAUGACUGCCGCUGGAUUUGCACCAAGCACAACCACUUACAAUGUCUUGGUUGGAGCUCUAUGCAAGGUUGGUGCUUUCAGGGAAGUAGAUGUGCUUCUUGAGGAGAGCAACGCAAAAGGCUGGACGCCGGAUACAAUCACAUACAGUACUUACAUGGAUGGGCUAUGUAAAGCUGGCAGAGUAGAUAAGAGCUUUGCACUGGUAGAUAAGAUGCUGUCCAAUGGGUUGCGUCCAAAUGAGAUCACUCUGAAUAUCCUCCUUGAUGGGGUUUGCCACAGGUCAACUGUGUGGGCUGCAAAGUGUCUUUUGGAGUGCAGUGCAAUGCUUGGGUGGCAUGCCAAUGUUGUCAACUAUAAUACAGUGAUGAAGAGGCUUUGCGAUGAGCGGAGAUGGUUGGCUGUUGUUAAGCUCUUCACCGAUAUGGUUAAGAAGGGCAUAGCUCCAAACAGCUGGACUUUCAGCAUUCUUGUCCACAGUCUCUGUAAACUCGGGAAGCUUCAUAUAGCACUUUGCCUGCUGGGAAGUAAAGAGUUUGUCACCAAUGUUGUGACAUAUAAUACUUUGAUCCGCCAUCUCAGUUUAUUGGGGAAAGCUUAUGAGGCCUACCUCUUGUUUCAUGAGAUGACUGAGGAAGGCAUUGCUCCCAACGAAGUCACCUAUGGCCUUGUGAUUGAUUGUCUCUGUAGUAAAGAUAAUUUCUUGGUUGCACUUAGCUGUUUCAAUGGCUCACUGGAAGAUGGCCUCUCUCCAUCUGCACUAUCGAGUAUUGUUCGAGGUCUCAUCGCUGGUGGUAUGCUUCGUGAAUUGUAUACUCUGAUAGGAUGUAUCCUUGGAAAAGGUUUCGUAAUAGAUGUGUGUAUGUACCAGGAGUUGAUCAUUGCUUUUUGUAAGAAAGGAUAUUGUCGAGGUGGUGACAUGUACAAAGUGUGUUACAUAUUAGAAAGAAUGCUUGGAUUGAAAUGA
Molecule: messenger RNA, 1647 nt
Organism: Phragmites australis (common reed)
Lineage: Eukaryota; Viridiplantae; Streptophyta; Magnoliopsida; Poales; Poaceae
Product: pentatricopeptide repeat-containing protein At3g22470, mitochondrial-like
Exons: 1
Coding region: 1-1647 (548 amino acids)
Molecular function (GO): protein binding
Source: RefSeq, a predicted model, not a curated record